Danio rerio (zebrafish) is the source of this 4023-nucleotide messenger RNA. Lineage: Eukaryota; Metazoa; Chordata; Actinopteri; Cypriniformes; Danionidae. The record is from RefSeq and is a predicted model, not a curated record.
GACGGUGGGUCAUGUGAAUGUAAAACUGGAAGUGAAAUACCGUGAAAUAAGAAGGAGCUACGGAGUUUUAGUUUAGUCAGUUGCUGCUCCCCUAAGAGUACGGGACAUUCCAGUAAUCUUCAUUACAGCUCGUCUACACAAGGGAAGGGGCAGUUCCGCUGAUUAAACCGCUGCUCACUCUCACUUUUAUUCUCUCAGUGGUCGAAGUGUAACCAGAUCUACAACAGUGACAGGACAAUACUAAAGCCCAGGACUCGAGCUGAACCUAGUUUGAAAAUGCAGAAAGGGUCGUUCUUUCUCGGCAAAUCUUCACGGAUGUCCCAUAUAGGACUACUCGGAAUUUGUUUUCUCUCACUAGUUGCAGGUGCACUAGAAUGUCCUCUUCAAAUCAGCCCACAGAGUGUUGUCGUGAGGUACGGUGAUUCUGUAUCAGUAAACUGCAGCACUUCAGUCACACAUGAUGGGAUGGGAUGGGAAUCCACUAAGGGAGGAGUGCCCCUGUCCAAAGCCAGUCUGAUCACAUGGAGAGUGUCACAGCUGACAGACUGGGAGAUAGAGCCACCAUUCUGCUACAUAAACUAUGGCCAACAACAACAAUGUGAAGUAGCUCUCCCAGUCACUAUUUACAAGACUCCAGACAGUGUUUCCAUCAGCACUGCGAAUCAAGCAAUGACAGAGGGAAACCAGUAUGAGCUCCAGUGUGACAUUCAUAAUGUGGCUCCUGCUCAGAAUCUCACUGUCAACUGGUACAAAGGAGAAACUCUGGUGAAUCAAACCAACUUUACUGACAACACCAAGAGUCCAGUCAAUAAAAUAAUUAGACUCCCGAUCCAUCCAGACAGAGCUGAUGAUGGAGCUCAGUACAGAUGUGAAGCAGAGCUGAACCUGGGAGAAGAAGGACCUCAACCUCAUCCUAAAAACACAUCUGAACCUCUCAGCAUUACUGUACAUUUUAAACCAACCAUCCACAAACUGCCCUCCACAGUGUCUGUGGUACGAGGCUAUUCAAAGGUGGUAGUUUGUAAAUCGGAAGGACAUCCAAAACCAACAAUCAGCUGGAGUGACGGCACAAACACAGUUAAUGGUGAAAACUUUACUAUAACAGAGUCCACAGCUGAGAAUCUGACCUGCACUGCAACCAAUGCCGUCGGCAGCUCCAGCAGAUCAGUGACAGUGGUCAUUCAAGACUUUUCCAUCAGCGCUGUGAAUUACAUUGAACCAAUGAUAGAGGGAAACCAGUAUGAGCUCCAGUGUGACGUUUACAAUGUGCCUGCGGCUCAGAGUCUCACUGUCAACUGGUACAAAGGAGAAACUCUGGUGACUCAAACCAACUUCACUAACACAUUUGAGAGUCCAGUCAAUAAAACCUUUAUACUCCUGAUCCAUCCAAAACGAUAUGACGAUGGAGCUCAGUACAAGUUUGAGCUGAAACCUUUGGAAAUAUCAAAGUCUGUCAACAUUACUGUAAAUUUUAAACCGGUCAUCAAUGAGACCAUACUGCCCUCUGUGGUGCCUGUGUUUCGAGGUUAUCCAGUGAAUCUUUCUUGUAUAGCUGACGGAAAGCCAAAACCAAUAAUCAGCUGGAAGCACAAAAAUGGAAUCAUUUACAGGGAAUAUCUUACCGUAACAGAGUCCACGCCUGAGAACGUGGUGUGCGUUGCAAACAAUUCCAUUGACGCCGUCCGCAGAGAAGUAAAAGUGAUCUUAAAAGAGGAUUACCUGCCCUUAAUAGCAGGACUUAUUGCUAUCACAGUGGCGUUCAUCUCAGUCAUCUUCAUCUUCAUCUACUCGAUCUACUACAAAACUGCCAAGAUGGGCCGCUAUAGCCUGAAGGAUGCCAAGCCUAGUGCGCAAAAUGGAAACAUAGCACAGAAUGGCAGAGACAACUCUAUCCCUAUGAAGAAGCUCUCUCAGAGCAAUAUCCUAGCGUAACUUGUGCACCUCUGGCUUUGCUGGAUCUGCUGAGCCUGAAUGUCCACAAUGGGAUUUUUACACUGGAAGUCUCUUGGCCUCUAUUUUUAUGUGGCUAGUUUCUUCAUGGCUCCAUUUUUUUUUUUAUUUUACAGAUUAGUGGUUCAUUAAUUUCACCAAAGACCCAGAAGUUUCACAAAAAUGCUACUUUUAAGCUUCAUGCUGUGGACCAGAGGAAAAUAUCUUUCGCCCCAUUCACAUGGGGCUUCAGCAUCAGCGGUUGACUGAGGGCGUGUCCGAAGUUGGGGCUAACGCGAUCGUCAUAGCAGCGUCAGCCAAUGAAAUUCAGUCAGCAAUAGGCCACUGUCUAGCUGGUGUAUUUGCAUACAACGAUCUGAUUGGCUGACGCUUCCAUCGGCGCUUGAAAAGUUAGUCCCAACUUCUGCAGCAAGCACACCUCUAAAGCGGCGGAUCCGGAUGAAUGGGAAGCGUUGACGCUGAUGCCCCGUGUGGAUGGGGCGUUAGAUAUGUUGUUGAGAUGAUAUGCUGAAUUUAGUUCAUUUCAAGGCCUCUGAUUCCUGCUGUGGACAUUUUUAGGAAUCUUAGGUCUUGAAAUGGACAUCAACUGCAAAGUGAAAUUCUGUUGUUGAGUAAUAUUUGCUUUGUAGACCAGGCUAAGGGCCCGUUUACACUAGUGCGUUUUAGUUUUAAAACAACGUUUUAGAUCAAAAACAAUCCGCGUCCACACUAGCGUUUCACCUAGCGUCUCUGAACAUAUCUCCGUUCACACUAUGCUACCAAAAACGUAUAUCACGUGACCAUUUGCGCACUCUGGGCAUGCGCAUUCUAGUAUAAACAGAAAGCAUGCGUCAUGCUCAGCAUUUGGUUAUUGUUAGUCAACAAACGCCGGUUGAACAUUGAACGCAAUGGCAACGGAGGCAAGAGAGGUAUUUUUGUGGACAGACGACGAGGUCGAGUUGUUACUAAACGUGACAAAUGAAUAACUGAACAAUGGUGCCUAAAACAGACAAUAGUGCAAACAACGCUUCCAUUUCUGUGUUCAUGUUGUUGUUUACAGUGCUGUCUUCCGGUCGCGUUAAAGCCUUGUAUUAUAGUCAUGUGAUAGGGACUUGACGAAUAAGGGAAGCAUACGCAAUGACACAAAAGCCCCAAUCAGGUAGCGAAUCUCAGCAGUCCCGCCUCCGUUUUCAGAUGUCUCCGUUUGCCUCAUCCACACUGAGACGGAGCAGCAGCGUUUUAGAAUGAAAACCGCCUCUCCAGCAUUUCCAAAACACUCCGUUUUCGGCAUUUGAGAACUCCGGCGUAGUGUGGACGGAUGGCGCAACCGUAGCAAAACGUAUGCGUUUUAAAACGUAAACGCAUUAGUGUAAACGGGGCCUAAGGGAAUAGCACGCUUGUUGGUUUGUCUAACAAGACUAUGCUUGUGUAUAUGUCUCUGGCACAUUGAUCAAUAUGAUUAUUUAUGUUUUGUCUAAUGCGAUUUAUUGAUAAAGACACUAUAGUUAUAAAGCUGUAAUCCGUUAUUUUCAGUUCCUCUGGUGAAACCCGCACUUUAGAUUUUAGAAAUAUAGCUAGAAGUGAAAGCUUGAAUGCUGAACCUGUGGGAAAAAAAUCAGAUGAAGUUUUGAACGUUCUCUCAGGCCUUGCAGCCUGUUAAAUAAUCACUGGACAUGAUAUGUGUGCCAGUUUUAUGGCUUGAGCAGUGUAAUGAAGAUAGCAUUGUUCAUCAAUAAUGUCCGUCAUCAUUUUAUCAUAAUUAGACGUUUUGUAUGCUUAUUUUUUAUCACAAAACAAAUUUAUGAUUCAUUUCUUUUAAAUGUGAGCUGCUGUAUGGACGACAUGAGCUUGAGUAUAUGGUGACAGGUUUUUCAUAAUUGUAUGAAGUGUCCUUUUUAAGUAAGUCACUGAAUCUCUGUGUUUUCAUGUUGAAUGUAUAUCCAUGUGCUGGUGGGGUUUUAAAUUUAUUUGUGGAACUUCCACUGCUUAACCUUAUCAGUACAAUGUGAUUUGAAUUUGUAAAUAUUUUUUUGUUUAUAGCAAACAUAAUUUGUUAAAAAAAAAGAAACUAAAAUAAAAAUAUUUGUGCUUUUA